AGUAUGCCGCAUAACACAUGGCAAUGUAUUAAUUUUGGCUGAUGACAUGAACGUCUUUGUGUUGCUGCUUCAUUUCCGGUACAGCAGGAACCUCCUAUGUCAUGUCAUCACCUGCAGCAGGAAGGGCUCUCAUUGAUAUUGAUGCGACCUUAGAAAAACACAAGGAUAUCAUGCCGCAACUACUUGCAACUCACACUUUAACAGGCCUUUACACCGUAGCAUUCUACUUUGGUGUUGGCAAACAUACUGGCCUUAGAGUACUGAGGUCAGGAAAAGUACAAAUUGGAGCUGCUUGGAAAUGUGACUUUAGGCUAUGCAUCCUUUGCAGAUAUCCAAGACCAGGCUACCAAAUUCAUCUUAGCAUGUUAUGGACACUCGAAAUGUAUGUCCCUAACAAAGGCUUGGCAAAAAACAUGGAUGCAGAAGGUUGAGCAAACAAAACAAAGGCAACAAGGACUGUAGAGAGCUAUCAGUUCAAUAUUUGGUUCAUCACCUUCUUUGACAUACUUAUUUUCAUAAAAUGUAUGUAUACACUAUCAAUUUCAGCAUUAAGAAGUGUAAAUUCAGUUCAAAGCUUCUAUAAAGGGAGUCCCACUCAUAGAUUUUUAAGAUCCACCACGUUUCAAGAGGAAUAUCAGCUGAAAUAAUGUUCAUCCAGGGGGUUUCUUUGGAGAUAAUGAAAAUGUAUGUUAGUCUUGAUGAAAUAUCCAAACUUAAAUAUAUUAUGACACCUGUCGAUGAUCGUGAAUGGUCCCCCUGCACUUAUUGUUGCA
This is a messenger RNA of Owenia fusiformis, 773 nucleotides long. The record is from the annotation of a GenBank genome assembly. Lineage: Eukaryota; Metazoa; Annelida; Polychaeta; Sabellida; Oweniidae.